AUCAUAUCAUGACUUCACUUGCAAAACCAAUUGGUGAAUACCCUUCACAUGGACUUAUGCCAAAACAAGACACUCAAGUGGCUAAUUUCUUGAAAAAGUUCCCAAACUACGAUGGUAGAAACACUGUGAUAGCCAUUCUUGAUACAGGUGUGGAUCCUGGUGCUGCUGGUAUGCAAGUGACUACUGAUGGCAAACCAAAGAUAAUUGAUAUAGUAGAUUGUACUGGUGGAGGUGAUGUUGCCACUUCAACCAUUGUGAAACCUAAUAAAAAAGAAAUCAACGGUGAACAAGUCUCAGUGAUUGAAGGUCUUGGUGGUCGUACUUUAAUUGUCGAUCCUUCUUGGAAAAAUCCUUCUGGUGAAUAUCGUGUUGGUUUAAAACGUGCCUAUGAACUAUUUCCAUCUGAAUUGGUUGAAAGAUUGAAAUCUGAACGUCGUCAAAACUUUGAAAUCAAACAAUCUCAUUUGGUCAGUGAAGCUCAAGCUCAGUUAGCAGAAUUCAACAAGAAAAAUCCUAAUGUCACGGAUGAAAAAAGUAUUCAACAACGCAAUGAUUUGGAAGCUCGUAUAGAUCAAUUGAAAGCUUUGAUCAAGAAUUAUGAAGAUCCUGGUAUACUUUUGGAUUGUGUCGUCUUCUUCGAUGGUCAAGAUUGGCGUGCGGUGAUUGAUGUCAAAGAAUCUGGCGAUUUAAGAGGUCAACCUGCUAUGGCGGACUAUCGAAAGGAACUUGAAUAUCACACCUUUGGUGAAGAAGAUUUGCUCAACUUUUCUGUCAAUAUCUACGAAGAUGGUGAUAUCCUCAGUAUUGUUACUUUGUCUGGAAGUCAUGGUAGUCACGUAGCUGGUAUUGCUGCUGCUAAUUUCCCUGAUGAUCCUACUCUCAACGGUGUUGCUCCUGGUGCACAAAUUGUCUCUCUUCGUAUUGGUGAUGCAAGAUUAGAUUCAAUGGAAACAGGUCCUGGAUUAACUCGUGCUGCUGCUCAUUUAGCUAUCAACAAUGUGGAUUUGGCAAACAUGUCUUUUGGUGAAUCAAGUAGUUCUCCUGUUGAUGGUCACUUUAUUAAAUUGUUGGCGGAAGAAGCAGUUGGAAAAUCUGGUUGUAUUUUUGUUACUAGUGCCGGUAAUGAUGGUCCUUGUUUCAGUUCCAUCGGUGCUCCUGCUGGUAUGCAUGCUAGUUUUAUUACUGUGGGUGCCUAUGUCAAACAUGCCCAAAUGCAAGCUGAAUACGCCUUAUUAGAAUCUGUUGCUGAACGUCCCUAUACUUGGUCUUCUCGUGGUCCCUCUACUGAUGGAUAUCAUGGUGUGGAUAUUUAUGCCCCUGGAAGUGCUAUUACAAGCGUUCCUGUUUACGGAUUGAACAAAUUGGAUUUGAAAAAUGGUACCAGUAUGUCUAGUCCAAAUGCUUGUGGUUGUGUUGCCGUGUUGGUUUCUGCAUUAAAAGCUGAAAAGAUCGAUUACACUCCGUAUCGAUUGAAAAAUGCCAUUAUUCAAACAGGUAAAUCUGUGGAUGAUCCCCUUGGUGUUGGAUUUAUUCAAGUGGACAAGGCAUGGGAAUAUUUGGAAUCUUACAAAGAACAUAAAGACUUGGAUAUAUUAUUUGAAACUGUUGUGAACAAGCGUGGUCACCAACGUGGUAUUUAUUUACGUGAAUUGGAUGAAACUAGUCAAGUCCAAUAUAUUACUACUCAAAUCCAUCCUACUUUUAUGGGUGAAAAAGAUCCUGAAAAUCCUCAAUACAAUCGUGCCAAGUUUGAUUUUGAUGCCCGUGUUGCUUUGAUUGCCACGCAAUCUUGGAUUACUACCCCUGACUUUUUGUAUAUACACUCUGGAGGAAAUGGAUUCCAAAUCAAAGUGGAUCCUACUGCACUUAGUGAAAGUGAAUUCCAUUACGGUGAAGUUCUUGGAUAUGAUACUGCUCAUCCUGAUCGUGGUCCUCUCUUCCGUGUGCCUGUAUCAGUUGUCAAGCCAACACAAACAAAGAAUGGUUCCCUUACUUUCCAAAAGGUGGAAUAUGGUCCUGGUGAUAUUAUUCGUCGGUUUGUUCAUGUUCCUGAAGGUGCCACUGAUUGUGAACUGACUAUCCGUGCCAAAGCCCCAUCUGGAACAAGUCCUGCUCGCUUUAUGCUUCAUCUAUUACAACUUGUGCCCAAGAAAAGCCAAAAACACAAACAAACGUAUUCUUUCCUUCUUGGUGCUGGUUCAUUUGGUGAUCCCAAAUCUGAAGACCAGGUGAUUGUUAAACGUUUUGCUGUUCGAGGUGGACUCAAUUUAGAAGUUGCUCUUGCUCAAUUCUGGUCUGGCUUGGGAAAACAUGCUGUAGAACUCAACUUGGAAUUCCAUGGUGUCCAACUUGCUGGAAAUUUGGCCAUUGGCAAUGGUGUGGUCAAGUUAGAUCAUCAAAUCACUCGAUUAGAUAUUGCUGCUCCUAUUCGUAGAGAAGAUCCUGUGGAUGUCAAAGUAUCUUUUGAUGUUUUACGCAAGUAUUCUCGUCCUACUGAAGCUGUGAUUGCUCCUUUACAUUCUGAUCGUAAUUCAUUGCGCAAUACAAAGACUUUAUAUGGUUUAGUUCUUACUUACAAUUUCAAGACGGAGGCAAAUACUUCGGUGACUCCUUACUUCCCAACAGUCAUGGAUCAACUUUAUGAACAUUAUCUUGCUGGUGUUUUUGGUAUUGUUUACGACGCAAAUCACAAGGUGAUGGGAUAUUUGGAUGUAUAUAGACAUAAGAUUACAUUGCAAACCAAGGGUGAUUAUAAAGUUCAACUUCAAUUACUCUCGGAAACCUAUAGUAUCUUGGAGAAGCUCAAAACGACUGUUUGUGAACUAGACUUCCCUGCUAGCAAGACUGUGACCUUCAAUCCUUAUCAAACGAUAUCUGAUGUAUUCACUGCUGAUAAACCCAACCCUUCCAAGGUGUUGGAACGCAACGAUCAAAAAGCUUUAUUCAUCGCAGCACCUUUGGAAGAUGCUUCCUGGUUGCCAUCCACUGCCAAACCAGGUGAUGCUCUUGUAGGUACCUUGUCUUUCCAAUCCAAAACUGUGAAUGGUGGUAAAUAUAAGGCUUUAUACGUGAUCCCUCCCUCUCCUGCAGAAUCGAAAUCAACUUCAUCCAAUGGCAAAAAAUCCGAUGAUGUUAUUACAGAAGAAUUGACGGCUUCCAUCAAGAACUUACAAGUUGGUGCGCUCAAGAAACUAGACAAGAAAUCAACAGCUUACGAUACUUUACUCAAGCAUCUGGAAUCAGAAAAUGAAAACGAUAUUACAUUAUUGGAAUACAAAAUGGAUGAUGUAUGGACACGCAAUGAAGGAAAUCAGACCGAUGCAUUGACAGGCAAAUCUGAAUUCACAAAGGCUCAGGUGGACGACAUUGUGGCACUCUCCGAAAAAAUACAAUCUCAAAUCAAUGAAACCGAGUUGUUACAAUUCUACAUGCGACCUAGCAACGGUGAAGUAGACGAAGCGAAGAAACAAGUGCGCAAGACCAAUGAUAAAAAGAAGCAACAAUUGGUCAAGGCUCUUAAACAUCGUGUUGCUGCUCUUUCCGCCCUUCUACCUUCGGAACAAGUCGAUCAUCAAGAAUUACAAAAGCAAGUGGAUCAUUUGGCAAUGUGGACAAAGGAAGAGGAUACAAAGAGCGAUCUAGUGUCUUUACUUAGUCAAGUCAAACGAGAACGACAUGCUGGACGACCUGGUUUGGCUCUCAAGGCGAUUGAAAAGUAUCUUGAUGCCACAGCUCUAAUUUCCGAUAACGUCAAAGACAUUCAAACAGUGUGGACUGUGCGUGCUGAUAUCUAUGCUAAGGAUUUGAAAUGGACAAUAUGGGCUGAUUAUGAUGCUAAAUGGAAACACAUUAGAUCUCCUCCUGGUGGUGCUGCUCCUUUUUAGGCUUCUUAUUUAUUCGUUUAUUUUUUUUUAGUCAUAUGUAUAGUUAUACUUUUGAUAUUUUAUUUCAAUAAACUCGAUUUAUGAGCAUCCCUCUGUCAAUAGU
Messenger RNA from Halteromyces radiatus, 3987 nucleotides. RefSeq lists its product as uncharacterized. The transcript is spliced from 15 exons. The record is from RefSeq and is a predicted model, not a curated record. Gene Ontology annotation, molecular function: serine-type endopeptidase activity; tripeptidyl-peptidase activity. Gene Ontology annotation, cellular component: cytosol. NCBI's taxonomy places the organism in Eukaryota, Fungi, Mucoromycota, Mucoromycetes, Mucorales, Cunninghamellaceae. Bases 9 to 3884 code for a protein of 1291 amino acids. Gene Ontology annotation, biological process: proteolysis.